AGAUUUGGCUGGUUGGCUACUCUACUCGAUUUUCAACGAUUUUCAAGGGAGAAGAAUACACGAAAAUAUAGAGACAUGUCUGAAAUAGAUACCCUGGUUGAAAUGGGGUUUCCAAGGAACAGAGUGUAAGUAUGUUAUGUAACUUUGCGUGCAGUUUGCUUUUAAUGUUACCCAACAUAAAUGGUCAUACUUGUGGAACUAUUCUUUCUCUAGUAAAUAAUACAUCAAUUUGACAACAACCGUAAAUUUUUAGGGAAAAGGCCCUGUCUGUGACGGGUAACAAAGGGUUAGAGGUUGCUAUGGAAUGGUGAGUAAUAUAAUUCUCGAACUUAACUUUUUACCGUCUCAUUUAAUUUAACUGGAGUACAUAUUGUAGAGCUGUUUUGGAGUCAAAUUUCAUGAUCAGAAGCUGUGCAGUGAUAUACCCAACUGAACGCUGAACCUUAUACCUCUCUGCAGAGGCUCCCACUAGGUAUUUCAAUUAAAAUAGCAAUAAUCGAAAUAAUAGCAAGCGCAUGGGGGACGUCAAUUUGAGGAGGAACAAGGUUGCACUUCCUCUCUUCCCCUCUCCAUCAUCCCUUGCACACUUUCUUUUUUCCCUCUCCCCAGUCUCCCCAUGACACAAAGAGGCCUCUGCAGAGGGGUGAGCCCUUAUAUUGUACCUCUUCUAGGCUUAUUGCGCACUCUGAAGAUCCUGAUAUUGACAAACCUUAUCAACCACCUGCUGGACAUGUCUUAGGGGCAAGUAAGUGAUUUUUUUCUCUAUUUAUUUAAAGUAUCUUCUGUUAUUCAGGUGUCAUUCUUAUUAGUAAAUGUUACAACUCACUUUUCUCAUGAAUUUUAUUUCCUUGCACUGGAAGGUGAUACGACAACUUUUGGUGCUGAGGGUGGAAGUGAAAAAACUCCAGUUGAGAAUUCUGAACUGUCAACAAACACUGCAGACACAAUAGAACAACCUCAACAAGCUUUAUCUCUUGUCUGUGAUGAGUAAGGAUCAUAAAUAGAUCUUUUAUUCUUUUACCUUGUAUAGGGUGCAGUAUAUUGCAUUGUUUUAGAAAAUUUUCAAUCCCUUACCACAGACUUUUUCUCUUGGGUUUGCAUGUUUAAUUCAAUUUUACAUUUUCCUUUCUAACUGGUCCCCAGAAAUUGCUAUUUCUCCUGUCUGUAGAUGACAUCCUAAUUUACUUCCUACACAUGAAUCCCAUUCUGCAGUACUUUAGCAUAUAUAAUACUAUUUAUAUUUUAUUGUUAAUUAAUGAAGAGAAGUUUGGGAUUUUUGACUUUUGAUUUGGGGCAUUCUAGCGAGUAAAAACAUUAAUUUUGUAUUGUUUGGUUUUGAUAACCCCCUUAAAACUGGUAUUUUAUAUACGCCGCAGACAUACUAUAACACUAGUAUUUUUAGAGGAGUUUGGAUUUUUCUGGACUACAUAUGUUUAGUUAACUGCUGAUUCUCUGCAUUGAUUUGCAGUGAGUACCAUAUUAAUUUAAUGAUCCUUUUUUUCUUACAGUUGUGGUAAAAGACUGAGAAGUGAGAAUGAUGUUCAGGUAAUGUUUUUUUUAUCUUCCCGCUGUUAUGUAUGCACAUGAAUGAAACAUCCUUGUUUUUGGUUCAUAAAACGUUGGUUACUUUAACAAGGACUAUUCUUGUUGGUUUUAAGCCUAUUCCAUGACUAAAUAUUUGAGAUAAAUAUGUAGUUUUCUGGCCAUAUCUUUAAAAAACCAUGAAUUUCCACUGCUCAUGAUUAAAGAAAUCAUCGUCAACAAAAGGUUUUCAGUAAUGUUCAUUUGGUUAUUCAUUAUGUAGUUAGUCUAAACCAGCCAGAAAAUAAGACAUACCCUCAUUUUUGAGCCUACAUUUUCAGCAAAAAGAUGCGGCUUAUACAAGAGUAAAAAGUAAUCAAAUUCAGACUUCCUGUAUAAGCAUUAGGUAAACUAUUUAAGCUGCAAAGAAAAAAAUACCAGGGAAUUCAUGUUACCCACCAUAUUUUCCUAAUUGAAUGUGUACCACUGGUUACACUAAAGAGGAUGCAUUUUUGCCAACAAAACUGGACAGACUUUCUAGAGUUAAUCAGAUCACCUUGCAAAUAUGUAACCUAAGGAGUGUGUAGUAAUGCAUGUGCAUAUGCAGGAGCAGAGCAACUGAUAUUAAUGUCCUUUUCUUCCUCAGCUGCAUGCUGCAAGAUCAGGGCAUUCCAACUUUUCCGAGUCAACAGAAGAAAUCAAACCUCUUACUGAAGAAGAGAAAAAACAGCAGGCUGAGAGGUAUGUAGCUUGUUUGCAGGCCCCUAGCCUUCCGUGUAGAGGAGACUGAGGCUGUUGCCUCUACAUACAUUUUUUCUUUGUACAAUCUAAAUGGUUAAUAAAGAAGAUGAAAAUAACUGGAAUUCCUUUUUAUAUGACCUUGCUUGCUUUGUCACUUCCUUUUUCAGUUUGAAUGUUAAUAUUGCCUUGCAGGCUGCAACAGCGGCUUAAGGAGAGAAGAGAACAGAGGCUUGAGCAGGAGAAGAAGGUUUUGAUAAAACUAUGCUGAACAUUAUAGUUUGACCCCUCUAUCUGCCAUUUUUAGUUAUCGAUGUAAAACAUCACCUAAAGUGUACCUAUUUCUAAAAAAAACCUCUUGGGGCAUAAAUAUGAGCUUUACUGUGGCCAUGAUGUAUGAUUUCAUCCACUCACUUAAAGUUACAGCCUUCUUUUUACAGAACAGUAAUCAGUACCACAAAGACGUAUGUCCAUGUAGCCCCUAUAAAACCUUCUCCACAUUUAAUUACUGGUGCUACUUGAGCAGUUUUCAGCAGUCUUUCACUUGGUUUUCGGCUCUGGUGUUCGACUUCAGAAGAACUCACUGACUUGACAUACGUGCAUUUUUUCAUUGGAAGUGAAAGACCAUUGACAUGCUGAUGACUUUGUCAAGACUUGGACAAAGUUACCAGUGAUUGACUUCAAAGGAAAUCACCCUUGACAGGCAUUUUUGUUGAGACAAAAACGAUCGGUGUCCUUUAUCAUUGCCAUGAAGAUCUAAGUGAUCUAAAUAGUGUCAAUAUCGGGUGGAGGGCUACACCUGACAGUGGACGCGCAAGGAAAGCCCCUAUGUAACUAUUUUUUUGUCUAACAAACCACAGGAUGCUUUAGCAAAAGGAAAAAGCUCGACGGGUUACUGGGAAAAGAAUUGACAAGUAUAAAGGCAAAGUAAGUUAUUUUUUUUAUAACGAUUAUUUUGAAACUUGGGCCCAUCAUUGUCCCCACCUUCUUCACCGUGUUUCUGCUUCAUUUUGCUCAGGAGAGAUAUACAAGAAGCCAAAAAAAUAGCGGAUGAGAGGAGACGAGAGAAAAUGGAGGAAAAGUUGGCAAAGUAAGUUGCAGAAAUGAAAAAAAAAAAAAACAAAGGUCUUGAAGGUGUUAGCUAGCCUACUUGGUUGACGUUUGGGGGGAAAGGGGGAAUUAAGGGGUGUGAGUCAACAGGUGUUGGGUCUAGAGAAGGAUUGCCUAGGGCAGCCUACCUUGUACCUCAACUGAACCGCAAGGUUUGUUCAUAUCCAGAAAGUUCUGAAUUGAUGAGAACCAAAACAUUUUGACGCAAUGCCUUGCCCCUGACGUUCCAGUGUUUUUUUAGACAAAGAGUUAAGGAACAGAUCGCAAGAGAUAAAGCAGAAAGAGCUGAAAAGGUGAGAAAAACGUAAAUUUUCACUCUAGACAGCAAGUCUUACUUCCCCGUUUCCCAUCCCUUUUGAGUUGUGUCUUUUCAAAAGGUCAGAGAAAAUCGUAAUUCUUUUCAAAGCCAGAAGUUCGAUUUUUGGGAUGCUUCAGGGUCGUGAAGAUUAGAACACACAUUUUGGUCAGGAAAACCGCGCAAUUAGAUAAUCCUAUCGCUCUUGAUAUUACAAACUCCUUGGAAACAUCAAGAUAUAGAGAAUAAAAAGAUUUUAUAUUUUGUAGGCCGCAAAAGAAGCUUAUCAUCGCAUGUGAGAAUCGUUUAGAAUUUACUGAAAAUUUUUUCUUCGUAUGCAUCUACCAGUCACAACACACGUGAAAAAGUCAAAGGAACGAUCAAAACUUAAGGCGACUUCUAGCGUGAGUCAAGGGUUGAGUCUACAGAGGUCAGACUGGUUUAAAUUCGUUAAAUUUGUGUUUCAGUUUGGUAAAGGUGGCGGAGUUCCGGCAAAUACACAGCCUACUGUAUCAGUAGGUGCAGUACCAUCUCAACCUCCUGCGGAGAAGAAGCAACAUUCUACGUCCAAACUACAGGUUGGUGAUGUAAACCGGAAGUGAUUGUAUGUAUCUUUUGCGCUUCAAGAACCCUUUCCCUAGUUGUUGAAAAGAUGAAUGUUGCUGCUAUCCUUAGAUACAGCUCUGUCCAGUGGAUAGUGCAAUUGGUUUCCCUAAUAUUUAUCCAAAGGAAAGCGAUUUAUCCGGCGGAUAGCGGUUUCCCAUUUUUAAAAAAUUUGAAUUAUUUGGUGGAUGUUUAUUGAGACAACUAAUGGUGUUUUUUACUGGUAGAGAGUGAUAGAUUUACUCAGUGAAUAGCACUAUCCACCUUCAUCGUGGCUCAAACUUGCAUCGCGAUUGCGUGACACUACACUAAGAUUGAAGUUCAUAUUUUAGUGUCGAAAGCCAUAAGCAACAACAGACCUAUAAGCCCCGUGAGUAUGUCAGCACUUUUGUUAAAAAUUUCUUAAUCUACAAGAUUAUUUUUUUCUACUGUUGCCGACAGUUUCGUCUAACAAACGGCAGCGCAAUCACUGGGACGUUCCAAGCCACGGAUACCCUGGAGACAGUCUGUGCCUACAUAAAUGAAAACCGCACGGAUGGCUCUACGCCUUUCAAGUUGAUGACUACUUUCCCGCGAAAAACGUACACAGAUGGGGACCUGGGUAUGAGCCUACGAGACGCUGGGCUUGUUCCUUCUGCGGUGUUGAUAUUAACAAAGAUUUGAAUAAUACUUUUAAACACAAUACUGGCAUGCUUUCGUUUGGAUUACACCUCUGUUCACACUAAGUGAGGCAGUUGGUAAAGACUGGAAUUAUCCUUUGAAUUUUGGCCCUGAAAGGGUCGUGAACAAUAUCAGAUAGGUUUUAUCGCCAGAGAAGAGAAAUGAAACAUAGUCUUUCACUUUGAAGCCCGUGAAAUUGUAUGGACUGAUCCAGUUUGAGGGACCAGGCAAUGGCGACGUGUUUUUUAUUUUCAUUUCGUCUUCCUGCGCCCUUCAUAUGUUGUAUUAAUGUCAGAAAGCUUCGUGAAAUAAAAG
Porites lobata is the source of this 5242-nucleotide messenger RNA. NCBI's taxonomy places the organism in Eukaryota, Metazoa, Cnidaria, Anthozoa, Scleractinia, Poritidae. The record is from the annotation of a GenBank genome assembly.